CUUCUGAUCUGACUUCUCUCUGGUUCUUCAUCUUUACAGCACCAUGAAGGCCCUAGUGAGCGCAUUUCUCUUUUUGGCCCUGCUUUGUUCAGUCUCAUCUGCAACUGGACCCGACAUAUGUCUAAUUUGUAAAUCUACGAACUGCAGCAAAACCAUCAUAGGUGGCUGUAUGCCCGGCACCAGAAACAAAAUUUGUUAUAGCAAAAUCAUAGACGUCCCAUGGAAGAGUGGAAAUAAAGUUCAGAAAAUAUUUAACCAACUGGGAUGCAUGUCCGCUGAGUAUUGUCGCCCAUUCAAAAACACUGCCACCUUACCAGAUGGCGGAUACAUCUACAUGGAAGUCAAGUGCUGCAACAAAGUAUUGUGCAAUAAAGCUAUCAGUGUACCGGCUCAAGAGAAUCGUCCCCUCAAUGGGCUGGUGUGCCCAGGCUGCCUCACCUACAUCCCUAAUGCAAACCAAUCUUGCUCGAGUAAUACCAUUGUCAACUGUCAUGGCCGGGAGAAUAAAUGCAUUUCGUACACCGGUAGACUUAAAAUACGUGGGCAGUACUAUUCCCCACUCAGUUUCAAAGGCUGUGCAACAAAAAAUCUGUGUGACUUACUAACGGGAGCCACAGAAGAAGGAAGUGACCUGCUGCAACCCAGCGACACAACAGAAGCGGAAUGUUCACCCGCUGAAUACCCGGAUGAAGAGGAGCCCUCUCCGGAACAGUAG
Gekko japonicus is the source of this 715-nucleotide messenger RNA. RefSeq names its product phospholipase A2 inhibitor 25 kDa subunit-like. The transcript is spliced from 5 exons. NCBI's taxonomy places the organism in Eukaryota, Metazoa, Chordata, Lepidosauria, Squamata, Gekkonidae. The record is from RefSeq and is a predicted model, not a curated record. The coding region runs from base 44 to 715 and encodes 223 amino acids.